Messenger RNA from Helianthus annuus (common sunflower), 823 nucleotides. Its product is annotated as kiwellin-1. The transcript has a single exon. The record is from RefSeq and is a predicted model, not a curated record. Lineage: Eukaryota; Viridiplantae; Streptophyta; Magnoliopsida; Asterales; Asteraceae. Bases 174 to 725 code for a protein of 183 amino acids.
AUACCACACAAGAUAAAAUUUUAUUCAAGAAAAGAAUGAAUAUUUAUCAAGAAAAAAAGGUUGACCACAAACUAGUCUUGCUGCUUAGCCAAAUCCCUAUAAGAGCAGAAUCACUUUGCCUUGCUAGACAUUAAACACCAUCGUAAAAGAGAAACUAAAAUCAAGGUUCAAGAAUGAAGAGAUUCCACUUUAUUAUGUUAUUCAUUCUCCUAGCGGCAACUUCUAUUCAAAUCAAUGCUCAGACUUGCAAACCGAGUGGCGGCAUCCGGGGAAGAAAACCACCUCCUGGACAAUGCAACAAAGAGAAUGACUCGGAUUGUUGUGUCCAAGGUAAGUUCUACACCACGUAUACAUGCUCUCCUGCAGUGACAAGUGCUACUAAAGCAAAGCUUACCAUAAACAGUUUCCAAAAGGGAGGUGAUGGCGGUGGCCCGUCAGAGUGUGACAACCAAUACCACUCCGAUGACACGCCAGUUGUGGCAUUAUCAACUGGAUGGUACAAGGGAGGGGAUAGGUGCCAUAAGUAUAUCACCAUCAACGGAAACGGGAGGAGCGUGAAGGCGAUGGUUGUGGAUGAGUGUGACUCUACUAUGGGGUGUGAUGCAGAUCAUGACUAUCAACCACCUUGCCCCAAUAAUAUUGUUGAUGCUUCAAAAGCUGUGUGGAAAGCCUUAGGGGUAUCACAAGAUAACUGGGGAGAUUUGGAUAUUACUUGGUCAGAAUAAUUAUAUGUAACUCUUCUUAAGAAUGUCAAAAAGUUAUUAUGUGUUUAUUUGCUAGUGAGUAUAUAUAUAUUUUACGUGAAGCUAUAUAUAUUUGUGUU